AUGGUUCAUCAGUCCAUUACAGAUGACCAAUCGUCACAGAGAAUCACAGAAACCUCAACGGACACAUUGAAUUUCGUUCCUGAGGAAAUAUGGGAGUCGUUGAAUGCGUUGAAGCCUAGUUCUCGAACAGCAUUCGUUUCCGCAGCUGUUAUUCCGCAGUUGAUCCCUCAAUUCAGAGAACUUUACAUCCAAGGAGUCACCACUUGCGCUUACUUGUGCAGUCUCUCUGUGGAUCAUGUAGCCACAGGAUUGCUAGAUUUAGGGUGGGGCUGCGGCUACAGAAACUGUCAGAUGCUGUUAACAUACGUGGAAGCGUAUCAAAAACCGUAUUCCCGUAUUAUACGUCAUAUACCUGAUAUAGAAGGACUACAGAUCCUGUUAGAAAAAGCUUGGGCAGACCAAUUUGAUCCUCAGGGAGCCGAGCAAUUAAAGCAUCGAGUUCAUAGAACCCGAAAAUGGAUUGGUACCACGGAAGUUUACACCAUUCUCACGUACCUUGGCAUUCGAUGCAGUAUCGUCGAUUUCGCUACACCAAGCGGUCCAAAUAACGCUCAUGAUGCAUUGUUUGACUGGGUCCAACGCUAUUUUGAGGGUGCAGAUACUGACAUUGUGCCAGCAGAUACAGAGAAAACGGAACAGCAUACGACAAUUACAGACCGACCACCUAUUUAUUUGCAACAUUCAGGCCAUAGCAGAACUAUCAUCGGUAUUGAAGUAUUACCGGAUGGCAAACGAAACCUGCUUAUAUUUGAUCCCGGAAAACGUGUUCCACAAGCCAACCACACAGAGAAAUCCUCAGCCGAUGCAAAAGUUCCAGACAAAGUGGACUCAAUGAGCGAUCCCGCAGCGAAACCUUCUUCAACCGUUAGUGGCGGCAAUGGCUGGUGGUUUUUCUCCGGCUGGAUGAAUUGGCAACCUUUAUUCGGUAAUAAUUUGCGUAAUAUUCGAGUCGAUUCCAAAACGAUCUCGCGGAACAAGCAAUAUCAAUUGCUAGUUCUCGGCGAUAUAAGCAGCUCUAGUAAUACGUUACCUUGGACCGAUGCGCGUGGCUACAUAUUGGAUGCUCAAGAACGAGAACAAAGAAAGAAGAUCACAAGCGUCAUUGGAAGUCGAUAAUGUACCCUAUACCUUGACUCUAUCAUAGCAUAACAAUAAUCCUACUAUGCGUUUUAUGCAAUCACAAAUAGAAUCGCAUGAAUCUGUGGACAAAAUACUAAGGCUGCUUGCCAUCUGCACGGUAGGGUCGCAAAAAUGAGAUUGUCGGUUGUCUGAUACGCCAAGCAACGGUUGCUAUUGAGAAAGAAGAUCAGAUAAACAGGGCAAUCAUGGGAGACCAUAUCCAAUUAGCAGUGCAAUUGAAAGAUGCAUAUACAGAGUCAAUCUCGGACCACGGACAGUGGUACGAUCGAAGGUGGAAUCCAUCAAAGAACAUUACAUUACAGAUUUUU
Radiomyces spectabilis is the source of this 1448-nucleotide messenger RNA. Its product is annotated as peptidase family C78-domain-containing protein. The record is from RefSeq and is a predicted model, not a curated record. The coding region runs from base 1 to 1116 and encodes 371 amino acids. Lineage: Eukaryota; Fungi; Mucoromycota; Mucoromycetes; Mucorales; Radiomycetaceae. The transcript has 3 exons.